Messenger RNA from Mesorhabditis spiculigera, 1308 nucleotides. The record is from the annotation of a GenBank genome assembly. Lineage: Eukaryota; Metazoa; Nematoda; Chromadorea; Rhabditida; Rhabditidae.
AUGGAAAUGAUGGAUGAGGAUACGCCCGUCUAUUUCUGGGAUGCCGCCCGCUUCGUGGCCAUCAACAAGGAGCUCUACACGUCGAAAAGCGAGGCUCGAGCCGCCGAGGUGCUGGCCCACGUCGCCAACGUGGACAUCGAGACCGUCGACCCGGAGGCGAUCAUCGACGCGAAGGACCUGAUCCUGCUGGCCAUGCGGACGAUCGGCGCCGAAGGGCUGCUCGUGCGUCAUCAGAUGGAACUGCUGAGCGUGUUGAACAAGUUGCCGGCGCCGUUCGUCGACGUGAUGGCCGCCUUCUUCGUCAACGCGCAUGCGGCCCGCCAGAUGAUCCAGCUCGGCGCGCUGGCCGUCGCCAUCGCCUUCGCGCGCCGCGUCCAGGAGGAGGAGUGCGCCGAGAAGAUCGCGGAGUUGCUGGGGCCGAUCGCGCAAGUGCCCGAGCUCCACCACGAAAUGAUGCACCAGCUCGGCAACACGCGCAACGCCGAGCGCCGCUUCCGGGUUUAUGAGGUGCAACUCGCUGCCUGCCGUGCCUCCAACGUCUACCCAGCCAUGGCCGAAUACAUGCAGCACAUAAUAAAGGAACUCGAAGGCGACGACGUGCUCACGCAGCUCACCACCAUGGACUUCCUCACCUCAAUCGCCAUGACUGGGCCGCUGGGAGGCCGGCUCUUGAAGGAGUCCGACGCGUCGACCGUCUUCUACAAGCUGCUGCUCGCCUCCAAGGAGUCACCCGACGGCGGCUUUGUGUAUCCAGGUUGCGUGCAGUACUUCGGGCAGCUGGGGCGCAUCUCCCCCGAAGAGUUGGGCGAGUACCCGGUGUUCCUCGACACCGUCGUGGAUAUGGUAGCGCAUUUUGAUCGUCUCGACCCGUCGCUACGCGCCGCCGCCUUCGACACGUUCGCCAACAUCGCCUUCAGCGACAAGGGGAAGGCCGUUCUCGAGAAGCACACCGCCGACGAAGCCGUGGCGAAGCGCUGGUUUGAAUGGCUUGGCCAGCCAUUCGCUCGGCUUUUCUUUGGAUACCUUCAGCAACCGUUCGAGAACAUGAGACGUGCCGCGUUCACGGCCCUCCACGCCCUCAUGGGCUUCGAGUUUGGCAAGGAGGCGAUGUUUGAAGUGAAUGGGUUCAUCGACUGGCUGUGCAACCCGGGCACGGAGACGGUGUGGGAAAUCUGCCAAGAGAAGGACGACCUCGUGCGCGCCCUCAUCCAAUCGCCAUCGCCCGCCGUCACCCCGGAGCUGCGCCAAAAGCUUACUCGGUACUUCGUGAAGGAGAAGGCCGAUCCGCAAGUGGCCAUGGCGAACAUC